AUGAAGAGAGCAAUUGACGCUUUAGUUGUUCUAGCAGGUCAAAUUUCAAUGUAUAAUGCAAAAAUGAACCCACAAUGUUCAAAAUGUAAAGCAGCAAUAAGGAAAUAUAACUACUCCGUCAAAGAGAUAGAAAGAAUGCGAAACGACUAUGCAGACUUAAAGAAAGAAGCAGAAAAGCCAGCAGAAGAUAAAAUGGACAUGUUAGCAUUUCUGAACAAAAACUAUCCAACAGUAAAAGAUUUCCUUCUAUCUGACGUCAAGAAGAAAUAUAAAGAGACUUUCGGCAUUGUUAAAACUUUUGAUAUCCUCAGCGAAGAAAUAGAAGCUACAAAACUGUUUAGGAUUUCAAAUAUACAUCGUACAAUUCAUGUAAAACGCUUGUGA
Messenger RNA from Trichomonas vaginalis G3, 384 nucleotides. Its product is annotated as organellar and viral DNA polymerase type B. The transcript has a single exon. The coding region runs from base 1 to 384 and encodes 127 amino acids. Lineage: Eukaryota; Parabasalia; Trichomonadida; Trichomonadidae. The record is from RefSeq and is a predicted model, not a curated record.